Messenger RNA from Serpula lacrymans var. lacrymans S7.9, 2768 nucleotides. RefSeq lists its product as uncharacterized. The transcript has a single exon. NCBI's taxonomy places the organism in Eukaryota, Fungi, Basidiomycota, Agaricomycetes, Boletales, Serpulaceae. The coding region runs from base 1 to 2403 and encodes 800 amino acids. The record is from RefSeq and is a predicted model, not a curated record.
AUGCUCACAGCUUCCUUCCGUCCGCCCAGUAACGCCUGGUACACACGUCCUCCUCCUCCCAUGCAGCGUCGCGGCCGCUCUCGCCAGGUCUCAAACGUGGCCCUCGCUAGACAGGCCUCCGAAGAGCGCAGACAGGCCGCCCUACACGAGUUGCAUAGGCAAGCUCGCCUCCUCGCAUCCACUUCCCGCCAUCUCCUCCCAUCGCAUCCACCCCCCGACUCGUCCCUCUUCCUCCAGGCUGGCAAUCUAGACCCCCCAAUACCCGCACUCGUCCUCAACGACGUCCUCUCUCCCCUGCCACCUCCCGCACCAUCAAUACCCUCUGAUACCACACCCACACCCACGCCUGUCGCCCCUCUCCCAAGUCGCUCGCCCUCCCCUACGCCCUCCGCUUCCGAAGGCUCUUCUAAUUCGUCGUCCAUGUCAGAUUGCCUGUCGCUAUCGCCAGACUAUUACGACUCACCCCCAUCACCCCCUCGUUCCCUCCAAGAUCAGGUACAGGUCGCUUACGCACUAGACGACAUUAGACUCGCAAAGAUCCUUCUAUUGAAACUCAAGGGCGUAGAAAUCACUUCCGACGACGAUCCUAGAAUUGAUGAAGUCCGAGAUGAAGACUUUGAUAUAUGCUUCGUGCCAGCUGGCCCUUUGGUGCUCGAGGAGGCGGACAGAAAGGCUGUUCAAGAAGUUCAGAGAAGAGAACGUGAAAGAUGGGAACAAAGGCAGAGGAUGGAAAGGUUGAAGGCUUGUGAGAAGAUAUGGGAGGAAGAGAAACGCAGGCUGCGUAAGGAAAGACUUCGUGCCCAGAAGAAGCGUGAGGACGAAUUUGCAAGGGAGCAAGAACAUAGACGCGUGGCAGAAGCACGAGAACGAGAGGAGUUAGAACGUGCCUUCCACCAACGAUCCCCGCGGCUGGGGAUCUCUCUCCCUUCACGUGAGAUCCUAUCUUAUGGAUCUUUAUCGCAAGCUCGCCUCGAGCAUCACGUCCCUCUACGAGACGAGGACCCCUUCCAGUACAAUUUCAUGCCACUCAGCGUCAGUCCUGUGCAUCGAUCGCUUGGUUCCCCGAAAUCCCCUAAAUAUAAGACACCCGCGAAUAUGCGCUCGCCUUGCCGCAUACAACGCUCUGUCUCUUUCAAAGACGUCGUUGCCAGCAUGCACGGUCAACUAUUCCCUCUCGAUCCAGCUGAACAGGCCCAGGAAGCCAAACGUCUCUCUGGCGUCAGCUCUCUUGUCAGCCCCGCAUGUCACAGGCGCAAGAGCACCGUCAGGGCUGACCUCCUCGAUAGUCUUUUAAAGGUCGUCGAGUGGGAGGAGGGUGAAAAGCGUAAGGCAAAGGGUAAAACUGCGCAGAGACCGGUGAGAUACUCAGAGAAGUCUUCUCUCAGCUAUCGCACCCCUUUCUGUGCGGCGUGUUCCGCGGCCUCCACGUCUGCAUCGUCCUCUGGUACAGCCGCAUCGCGUGCAAGCUCGUGGCUAUCAUUCGGUGGCUCGCGAAGCUCCACAGCAUCCGUGUCUACAGCAAUGACGAGCCCUGCGAUGUCUCCUAUCUCACCAUCAUCGAAAUCACCCCUGUCAUCUCCUCCAUCACAGGCGGGGUCAGAGAUAAAAGAGAUCGCUGUACCUCAUUGCUGCCAUCCUCAACGCGCCCUCGUUCCUGUACCUCUCGCAGAUUGCCCGUUGUCCAUCCCAGAGCCCCACUCGGCUGCACAGGAAGCGAAAAAGCUGAAUCGUGGCGCUGUUACUGCACAGAAUGACUCGCAGACUGGGACUAUAACAACUGGCGGGAGUGUGGGCAGGACCUUUGUGAAGCGAGUAAGUCAGUCGGUCACUGGGUUUGUCGAAAUCGCCAGAGGACUGCAAUCGGCAUACAUAGCCGCUGCAUUGUUCUCUAGUGGUUCGCCUUAUAACCUCCGACCGCGCUCCAUGUCGCCUGCUCGUCCCAAGCUCCAGGGCAUAAACGUAAAGACGCCUUUGCCUGAAGGGUACCGCGUGCGUCGUGCCGAUGUAAGCACUUUUAUCGCUUCUGUCGAUGAUGGGAAUGGUGCAGUACAGCCGGUGCAUUUCAUCCCGCUCGUCUGCCCCUUCCCAUCACCCCCGAAUUCAACGACGGAUUCUACAGCACGCAUGCGCGCUCGUUCGCCGCAACCUCCCAUCGUGCCCUCUCCCCUCCGCCCUCGCACGCCCCCAUCCGCACUUGCCUAUCGCAUGCGGCCCGUUGCCAACCCCGCGCUGUUGCGCUUGAGGGCGCUUCAGAAUCUCAUGUAUGCGCGCGGGAAAGAAUGGGAGGGACGCUCGCGAGAGGGUGGGUUGGGGUGUGGGAAGGAGAGGAUGUUGGGCGUUGCAUUUGAGGGCCGGGGACGGAGUGGACUUGGGUGUGAAGUGCGAUUCGUAGCGGUGGUGUGAUUGAUGGUGGGAUGGUGAAUGGAUGAUAAGCGCGUGAAUGGUGUGAGGUGGUUGGUUUUGCGAGUCACACAUCCGCGUUGUUUUUGUGUGUGUUUUGCUUUUUUAUGCAUUAUGGUCACGUAUAAUGGUGUGCUCGGUGAUUUUGACGUCUUAUAAUCUCUUUAUGUGCUUCUAAUACUAAUGCAUCAUGGGCUCUUAUGUGUACGAGUGGCGAACACGAGUACAGUGCUGUUGUAUCUAUAUUGCGACAUCUUUGCGAUACCCUUCAUAUGUCCGUACAUACCUUUUUUCCGUUUCCGUUUUCUUUAAAUUUUUUUUAUACCUCACUUGUUCUCUCCACUUUUCCGAUUCCCCCCCUUUUUUUU